Messenger RNA from Plutella xylostella (diamondback moth), 1716 nucleotides. The record is from RefSeq and is a predicted model, not a curated record. NCBI's taxonomy places the organism in Eukaryota, Metazoa, Arthropoda, Insecta, Lepidoptera, Plutellidae.
AUGUGUGAUAUCAUUGUUGUACCUACUUAUUUUCUUACUCGACUUUUUUAUCAAAUCCAGAAAGGUGAAACAAAUACAGCGUUCGAAGAUGUUUUCGAAAAUAACACGACGACGAAACGAGAAUCACAACCACAUGGAGAAGACACAAAGCUUCCCACAACAAAAGACGUUGAAGACAACCAAGAGCGAGCGGUAUGGGGAAACCAGAUAGAGUUUCUACUAUCCUGCAUUGCCACUUCAGUAGGUCUCGGCAACGUGUGGAGGUUUCCGUUCGUGGCCUAUCAAAACGGGGGAGGGGCGUUUCUCAUCCCCUACAUAAUUGUGCUCUUAGUUAUCGGGAAACCGAUGUAUUAUUUGGAGUGCGCUUUAGGACAGUUCAGCUCCAGGAAUUCCGUGAGGAUCUGGGCUCUUGCACCAGCUAUGAAGGGCACCGGCUACGCGCAAGCCAUCGGCUCGAGCUACAUGCUGUCCUACUACGUGGCCAUCAUAGCUCUCUGCCUCUUCUACCUGGUGCAGAGCUUCAGCUCCCAGCUCCCCUGGGCCGUGUGUGAGCCGCAGUGGGGGGACACUUGCGUGCCCUCGGGCGGAGGCGCCACGCCCGGCCCGGGUGCCGUUAGUAGCGCUGAACUUUACUUUACGAAGACGGUAGCUCAGCUGAGUGACGGCAUUGAAGGAGGCCUUGGGGCACCGAUCUGGUACCUGGCUCUGUGCCUGCUGGCGUCAUGGCUCAUCAUCUUCCUGAUCGUGGUGCGAGGCGUGAAGAGCUCCGGCAAGGCGUCCUACUUCCUCGCCAUCUUCCCCUACUUCAUCAUGAUCAUCUUACUCGUCAGAUCAGUGACACUCGAAGGGGCCUCCACUGGUAUCCUGUUUUUCCUAACACCACAGUGGGACAAACUUCUUGAAAUAAAUGUCUGGUAUGCGGCAGUGACUCAGGUGUUCUUCUCCCUGGGUGUCGGCACUGGGGCCAUCAUCAUGUUCUCAUCGUACAACGGAUUCAGGCAAAAUAUUUACAGAGAUGCAAUGAUAGUGACAACCUUAGAUACCUUCACUAGUCUGAUGUCCGGUAUCACCAUCUUCGGUAUUCUGGGCAACCUGGCCUUCGAGCUGGGGUAUGAAGAUAUAGACUCCGUCAUAGGGUCUGGAGGAACUAGUCUGGCUUUCGUGUCGUAUCCUGAUGCCAUUGCCAAGUCGCCGUUCCUUCCUCAGUUAUUCUCCAUCCUGUUCUUCCUGAUGAUGUGUGUGCUGGGCGUGGGGUCGGCUGUGGCGGUGCUGUCCACCAUCACCACGCUUGUGACAGAUGCGUUCCCUCGCGUGCCGCCAGCGGUCGUGGCUGCCGGGUGCAGCGCUGUCGGCUUCCUCGUUGGACUGGUUUAUGUUACUCCUGGCGGUCAAUACAUCCUGGAGCUGGUGGACUACUACGGAGCCACGUUCCUCAUCCUCUUCGGUGCCAUCAUUGAAAUUAUUGGAGUGUUCUGGAUUUAUGGUCUUGAGAACGUCUGCCUGGACAUAGAGCAGAUGCUGGGCGUGCGGACCUCCGCGUACUGGCGCUUGUGCUGGGGGCUCCUCACGCCGUGUCUGAUGAUCGCGGUCUUCGUCUACUCGCUGAUCUCCUUCGAACCUCUCGUCUUUGGGGAAGACUAUGUUUAUCCUUUCGCUGGCUAUGACAGUGGCGAAGGCAUUCAGCAUGAAAUCGUCAUGGGGUCCACGGCGGACUGA